Molecule: messenger RNA, 1438 nt
Organism: Vicia villosa (hairy vetch)
Lineage: Eukaryota; Viridiplantae; Streptophyta; Magnoliopsida; Fabales; Fabaceae
Product: protein SAWADEE HOMEODOMAIN HOMOLOG 2-like
Exons: 10
Coding region: 145-1302 (385 amino acids)
Molecular function (GO): DNA binding; chromatin binding
Source: RefSeq, a predicted model, not a curated record
CGAGCAUGACAACAGCACACCCAGGGUUUGAUUGAUUUCAACUUGAAAAAAACACUCUUUCAAUCCAAACAAUUUCUUGCAUAAGCUUUCCCUUUUAUUAUCUUCCAAUCCCAACAACAACCACCACAUCUCUGGUUUUUCUCGAUGGGUCGCCCUCCCAGUAACGGAGGCCCCGCCUUCCGCUUCACCCAGCCGGAGGUAACAGAAAUGGAAGCUAUUCUUUCAGAACACAACAAUGCAAUGCCAGCACGAGAUGUUCUUCAGGCUCUUGCAGACAAGUUCAGCGAAUCACCCGACCGUAAAGGCAAAAUUACCGUACAGAAUAAACAGGUAUGGAAUUGGUUUCAAAAUAAGCGAUAUGCGAUAAGGGCUAAAACUAGUAAGACUCCUGCAAAGUUAAAUAUCACACCCAUGCCUCGGGUUGAUUUGGCCCCAGGAAGGAUUAUGGCUCAACCAACAGCUUCUCCGAUUCCCGCUCCUUCAGCUUCAGUUCAAGGAACAGCAAAAUUAGCUCCUGAAAAUUCAGUUAUGGAAUUUGAAGCUAAAUCUGGAAGGGAUGGAGCAUGGUAUGAUGUGGCUAACUUUCUAUCAUACAGACAUUUGGAGAGCAGUGAUCCGGAAGUGCUAGUGCGCUUUUCCGGUUUUGGAUCUGAUGAAGAUGAGUGGAUUAAUGUACGAAAGAAUGUCAGGCCACGCUCUCUGCCAUGUGAGUCUUCAGAAUGUGUCGCAGUGCUCGCUGGAGAUCUCAUACUUUGUUUUCAGGAAGGUAAAGAACAAGCCCUUUACUUUGAUGCACAUGUCCUUGAUGCUCAAAGACGGAGGCACGACGUAAGAGGUUGUCGUUGUAGAUUUUUGGUUCGCUAUGAUCAUGAUCAGUCUGAGGAAAUGCAGAAUGAUGACUGCAAAACAGAAAUCGUGACGCUUAGGAAGGUUUGUCGGAGGCCUGAAACGGAUUACAGAUUACAUCAACUUCAUGCCGUGAAUGAUGCACCACCUGUGGAUCAUCAGAAGAUUAGCUUGGAUCAUCCAGCAAAUGUUCAUAGCAUGAGGGUUACUAAUUCUUCUGAAAUGGUGCAAAAGCAGCAACAGAUUGCAAAUAUUCAUAUAGUAACACCAGUUUUGCAAACAAACGUUUCCAUUCCACCACAAAGUAUGAAUGUGGAUCCAGUGAAAAUUGAAACAAAACCUGAUAUUCAAGCUGGAAAUCCUAUCACUCUAGGCACCGCCACAUUCAACCCCAGCGUCAUUACUACUAGCAGUGUUCCGGAAGUUUCGACUCAGAACCUGCCCGAAGAGAAGUAACUUGAAUAUGUUUCUGUAAAGCCUAACUAGUUGGAUGGUAAUCUUUUGCACAAAAUGUUGUACAUGAGUUUUUACGCAUGUUUUAUUCGUAUUAUGGGAAAUGAAAAGGGUAAUGUGCUAGAAUUGCACUUUCAUC